Messenger RNA from Arabidopsis arenosa, 484 nucleotides. NCBI's taxonomy places the organism in Eukaryota, Viridiplantae, Streptophyta, Magnoliopsida, Brassicales, Brassicaceae. The record is from the annotation of a GenBank genome assembly.
UCUCUAAAACUUGAUAUAUAUACACCUUCUCAUGCACAUUCAUUUCAACACCACAAACACAUACAAACAUAUAUAAAAGGAAAGAGGAGGAUUAAAUGGCGAGCAAGAAGGUGACUAUGGCUAUGAUAGUGAUGAUCGUGGUGGUGAUGGCUAUGUUAGUCGAUAAGUCAGUUGCGAUUGACCUCUGUGGUAUGACCCAAGAUGAGUUGAAUGAGUGCAAACCAGCGGUUAGCAAGGAGAAUCCAAGGAGCCCAACAGAGCCUUGCUGUACCGCUCUGCAACACGCUGAUUUCACCUGUCUUUGUGGCUACAAAAACUCUCCAUGGCUCGGUUCUUUCGGUGUUGAUCCCGAGCUCGCUUCUGGUCUCCCCAAACAGUGUGGCCUAGCCAACGCCCCAACCUGUUAAAUAAGCUUUGUGUGUGUAUUUCUCCUAUUCUAAAUAUCGGAUGUUAUUUCUCCUUUUUAUAAACCGUAUUUUAAGCC